Drosophila sechellia is the source of this 1041-nucleotide messenger RNA. Its product is annotated as 27 kDa hemolymph protein. The coding region runs from base 17 to 970 and encodes 317 amino acids. The transcript has a single exon. NCBI's taxonomy places the organism in Eukaryota, Metazoa, Arthropoda, Insecta, Diptera, Drosophilidae. The record is from RefSeq and is a predicted model, not a curated record.
GCCAGUCAGUGCGAGAAUGUCGAGCUGGUCGCUUUGUCCGCUUUUACUGGCCUUCGCGGUUCACGCCGUGCUUGGAUCCGUGGAUUUGGCUGGUUCCCUGGAUCCCUCGCUGCUGGAGAACGUGGAUGUUGACCAGCUGAGGUCCAACUAUCUGCCCCAAGGCCUUCAAAACACCAAUGUCACCUUGGCCGACUUCCAAAAGUUGCUGCAGUCGAAGUGCGAGAAGGCCAAUGGCCAUUUGCCAAAAGGAUCAAUUAACGCCUCUGACCUGAGCAAGUCCAUCGAGGAUGCGGGCAUGCACCUCGCAGAAUGCCUCUCCGGAUUGGCCAAUAUGACGGAGAUCCAGGCGGAGAUCGAGGAGGCGAGUCCCAAGGGCGACCUGGACGUGGUCUUCGAGAAGUACUGCCUCCGCUUGCCGCAGGCCAAGACCUGCCUGAAGAACUUCAACGACGCGCUCCUGCCCUGCCUGACCACCGAUGAGAAGACCCACAACGCGGUGCUGCAGAGGAUUGCGGACAAGCUGCUGGAGUUCAUAUGCUACAAGAACGGAGACCAGAUUGCGCUCUUCAUCGCCGAAGAGGGCCCCGAGUGCCUGCAGCAGAGUCGCGAAGGCAUCGCCAAUUGCCUGAACUCCUCCUUCGCCGGAUAUCUGCCCAAGACGAUUAGCCCGGAGUGGGAUCUGCCCCAGCUGGUCCUGGGUCCGAAGCAGUGCGUCGACCUCUACGCGUUCGAGACGUGCACCGUUAGUCUGCUGGAGAAGUGCGAUACGAUCACUCCCAGCAAUAUCGUAGAGUCCAUGUUCCGGUACGUUAGGAAGGAGUCCUCCUGCCAGCCCCAUAUCGACAGGGUCAAGCUGCAGCACCGCAGAGCCCUGCCCUUGACCAGUGGGUCCGGCUCAUCCGUAUCCCUGCAUCUCACCUGGACCUCUGCGAGCCUGCUAAUGGCCACUUUGCUUGCCCGACUGGCCUAACAUCCUCUGCUCUCUCUUUUUUUUGUUUGAUAUUUUAUAAUUAUGUUUAAUAAACUUUGCAAAGUCGGGAA